This is a messenger RNA of Ostreococcus tauri, 4371 nucleotides long. RefSeq names its product P-loop containing nucleoside triphosphate hydrolase. NCBI's taxonomy places the organism in Eukaryota, Viridiplantae, Chlorophyta, Mamiellophyceae, Mamiellales, Bathycoccaceae. Gene Ontology annotation, biological process: regulation of DNA-templated transcription. Gene Ontology annotation, cellular component: nucleus. Bases 1 to 4371 code for a protein of 1456 amino acids. The record is from RefSeq and is a predicted model, not a curated record. The transcript has a single exon. Gene Ontology annotation, molecular function: chromatin DNA binding; histone binding.
AUGGCGAAACGCGAGGGCGCGGAUGCGAUGAUGUUUGAAUUCAAACGCGAUGGACGCGUGGACGGAAGAGACGCGCCGGCGCCGAACGACGCGGAGACGAGCGGGGAGGACGACGCGCGUGAGGUGGUGUACGAACAGUACGCGCCCACGCACGGGGGGGUGGAGGGUGGACCGCAUCCGGACCCGGUGGUGGAGACGGGAACGCUGGCAAAGGUGCGACCGCCCGAGCCGCGGUACGCGCACGCGAUUGGUGACGUGUGCGCCAAGGGGGGAUUGAGCGCGCUGCAGAUGGAGAGCGUGUUGUACGCGUGCAUGCGAUACGAACAGCGAUUGCCGGGUGCGCGGGGGGAGCGAGCGGGGUUUUUUUUGGGCGACGGCGCGGGCGUGGGGAAGGGACGGCAAAUCGCGGGACUGGUGUACGAACACAGGCGUCGGGGAGGUCGCAGGGUGCUCUGGGUGUCCACGAGCGCGGAUUUGAAGUACGACGCCGAUCGAGAUCUGAAAGAUUUGAAGGUGGAACCGGAGAUCGACGUCGUGCCGAGGGGCACGAGCGGGGUGCCGCGAAACGCGCUGGAGGAUACCAUCGACGCGGGCGUCGUGUUCAGCACGUACGCGCUGCUUCAGCAGGGCUCGCCCAGCGUGACGAACGCGACGACGAAGAACGACGAAGGUUUACUCGCCAUGAUUAGCACGGGGAGUCGUUUGGAGCAGUUUGUGAACUGGCUCAAGGAGGACGCGUACGGACCGCUCAUCAUCUUUGACGAGUGUCACAAGGCGAAAAAUUUGUACACCACAAACGGUAAACCGACGAAAACAGCGGUGGCCGUGGUGGCGCUGCAGUACGCGAUCCCAGAUGCGCGUGUUCUGUACUGCUCCGCCACCGGCGCGAGCGAACCGAGAAAUUUGGCGUACAUGACGCGCCUCGGGCACUUCGGAUGGAGAGACAUGCAAGAUAUGUUGACCAAGCUCGAUCAAGCGGGUCUGGGUGCGCUGGAGAUGUUCGCGUGCGGUCUCAAGGCGACGGGAAGCUACCUCUGUCGCACGCUGUCGUACGAAAAAGCUGAGUUUGAGCUCGUGAACUGUCCUCUCAGUGACGACUUGAAACUGAUGUACGAUCGCAGUACUCAGUUUUGGACGAUGAUGAAGAAGAUUUUCACGGCGUGCGCUAAACUGCGCGGUCACGGGUCGAAGAAAUGGUGCGAUGACAACUCCAAAUCCAUGGCUGCGUUGAAUCGCUUGUUUUGGGCGACCCACCAACGAUUCUUUCGACAGAUGUUACUAUGCUGUAAAGUGCCGCGUUUGGCUGAGCUUGCUAGAAAAGCCGUGUUGCACGAAGAUCUCGCCGUCGUCAUCGGACUCCAGAGCACGGGCGAGGCCAGUCUCGCUCGAGUUAGUUCCGAUGACGAAGAAGGGUUGGACGACUUCAUGAGCUCUCCGGCUGAAAUGCUGUCAAACUUCUUAAAAUCAAACUUUCCGACGAACUCGUGCAGGGCGUCUGCGGAAGGGCGUCGACUUUGGGACACUGUGUUGGCAGACAUCGUGCGUGUCGUGAACACCUGGUGCUCGCAAGAGACCAUUCUUGAGGUCUUGGGACGCGACGCCGCCCGCGUGAACGCUCGCGCUGUGGCGGACAACGCGAACGGCGACGGCGCGUCUUCGGAUAGCGAUAUUGAGCUCGCGGCGGAGAAGAGUCUUGAUGAGGUGCUCGCUGAGCGACUCGAAGCGGCAAAGCGCGUUGGAAAUUUUCUCGAUCUGACUGAUGAAGAUAUCGAGAUACGUGCGUAUCGAGGUGUCGGCGAAGCUCAGGUUGCUGAACUCGAGCGAAUGGAGGAAGUCAAUCGAGCCAACGAAGAGAAAAGACGGCAGACCAGACUUGACGAGGAGCGUCGCUUGGCAGAGAGGAACCGUCAGCGUGUCGAUGUUGCGGUUGCGCGCAUCGUAAGUGAUGAAAGUGUGCCUCAGAUUGCGCCUCGAGCGCGCGAUUGUAUCAUCGACAACGAACAGCCCGCGCGACGUAAUUCGCCUUCGAAUUCAGGAUCGAAACGAGAGUCGCCGAGUUCACAAGUGCCAGAUUCGUCAAACACUAGGCGAAAGGUCGAAGAUCGUCCAGAAGUAUUGGAUCUUACGCUCUCGGAUGAUAGUGAUGAUGAUGAUGAUGAUAGCGACGUCAACAACGACUACGCCCGAAGUGUGCAGAAACGCCGCGAAGAGUACGAGCGAAAUCGCAUGAUUAUUGACGGCGAAAAUGGUGUUCCAGCGCCCGCGGGACAAGCUGGAAAUGCGGCUGCUGCGGGCAACGCGUCUGGCAUUCCAGUUCCUGCGAGACCGGUCGCCGCCAGAGAUCCGCCAAAACCUGUUGUCAAUGCGGUCGAUGCGCUCGAACGUCUGCGCCGUUUCGCUCCAGCCGUGAGAGCUGCCCCUCUGGGCGUAAAGGCCGAGGGAGUUCCUCGCGCAGUGGCUCCUCGAGCUCCUCGAGCUGCCGUUCCUAGACAUGUUGCUCGCGCACAAUUCUACGAUGACUCGAGUGAGAACGGCGAAGCUGAUAAUAACAUGUCAUCUGGUGACGAUGGCAAUGAUGACGUAGAUGAUAAUCCUGACGACGACGUGGAAAAUCCGCAUCUCGUUCAUAUCAAAGAGCUCAUGCUAAGGGCGGUUGAUGCGCUUCAACUUCCGCCGAAUCCGCUCGAUAAUCUCAUCACACUUUGCGGAGGACCCGCGCACGUCGCGGAAAUGACUGGGAGAAAGCUGCAUCAAGUACGAGACCAGGACGGAAAGGUUAGGACGAAGAAGCGCAGGGACGAUGACAUAACGAAUGCAAAGUUGCUGAACAUCACGGAGAAGAUGAAAUUCCAGAAUGGCGAGAAGUUGAUUGCGAUAAUUUCUGACGCAGCGAGCACUGGCAUCUCUCUUCAGGCUGAUAAGCGAGUGGAAAAUCAACGAAGACGGUGUCACAUGACGCUUGAACUGCCAUGGAGCGCCGAUAAAGCGAUCCAGCAGUUCGGUCGAUCACAUCGCUCGAAUCAAUCGAGCGCACCGCUCUACCGCAUUCUUAUGACGCCCUGCGGUGGCGAACGUCGCUUCGCAUCGAGCGCUGCAAAACGCCUUCUUUCACUCGGGGCUUUACUCAAGGGUGACCGCAACGCGCUAGGCGCGGGUGAAGGUUUGCAGGCGUUCGAUAUCGACAAUCAGUAUGGCUCGAAAGCCAUGAAGCGCGUGAUCACGGACAUCUUGGACCGAAGCGAUCCCAUGCCGACGGUGAAGUUUGAAGGCGCUGAGUUGGCCGCCGCCAUUAACAUCAUCAAAGAAGAGUUCCGAAAUGUUGGAAUCGCCGAUUACGAUGAUUAUGGAAAUUUCACGAUGGCCAAACAGUACGACACAAAAUUGAAGACGUCGUUGUUCCUCAACCGACUCCUCGGAAUGCCUGUCAACGCGCAAAAGGUGGUGUUUGAUUAUUUCACUCAAACCUUUGAAGGAAUCGUCAAGGAGUACAAGCAAAAUGGCACGUAUGAUCGUGGAGUGAUCGAUAUCACCGGUCAAAGCGUCGUCGCAAAGGUCGAGCAUAACCGCGUAAUCCACAAGUGCGAAAUGUCUGGAGCGGAAACGCGCGUGCGCCUGGUUCAAAAUGACGACGGCGUUUCGUUUCGCCACGCAUGUGCGCUUAAGCGCGAAUUCGAUGAUACUCGAGCGAACGUGUUUGCGGGGUCGAGACAACGCGGGAUUGCUGGUUUCUACAUCGCGACAAACCGUACUGCCGCGAAAACGAAUCGCCCGUUCGUCAUGUUUGCGAAAGAAGUUCGGAAUUUCGGUGAGGAGACGUUGUUCAGUAUUCGAAACCCGCAGAUGUUGUUGACGCGUCCAAACAAGCUGAACGUAUCCAAGAUGUCUCUCGAGCAUAUCAAAAGUAACUACACACUCAUCGAGCCCACAGACGUUUUGGGCAUGCUUCGUGUGCGCGAACUUUGGCAUUUCUGGUACGAGUUCUUCUCGAAACACUGCGUUCACGGCAAGGGGUGUCCGCAACGAAGAGUCCACGGAUGCAAUGACGGGAUGAGACAUGAGAACACCUUGCUUAUUUGUGGCGCCGUUUUACCGGUGUGGAGCACGCUUAAUACCAAGUUCAAGUCGGUCAUAGAAAACGGACACGGCGUCAAGGUGGAGAAACACCUGCAAGUCUGUCGCGCCGAGACGACAUUGGGCGAAAAAUUUGUCGGUCUCAAGUUGACGAAUCACGUGAACGAAUCGGAUUACCAUGAUUACGUCGGGUCGCUCGAGAUGGACAUCGCGAACCGUCUCGAUGCUGGUAUCGAACCCGGAGGACGCGAUGACGCCGAUGCUCGGUACGCGGGAUAUUCGUCGGACGAAUAUUACUGA